This is a messenger RNA of Caenorhabditis sp. 36 PRJEB53466, 1459 nucleotides long. NCBI's taxonomy places the organism in Eukaryota, Metazoa, Nematoda, Chromadorea, Rhabditida, Rhabditidae. The record is from the annotation of a GenBank genome assembly.
AUGCAAUUCAAACUGUUCGUCGCUCUCGUCGUGGCCGUUGUCACCGUUGCCGACAGGUGAGGGUGGGGGGAGCUAGCUAGGGUUCUAAUGGGUCCGCCGCGAUUCAUCUGUGUAGUCCCAGAAGUUAUCAACUAGUAAAAGAAAGUAUUAGGACCAUAGCCAACAGCUUUUCUCAUCCAAACUUUCAGUCUUCAUAGAAAUCCUAAUAAGAUCCAGAGGCCAGUAAAGUAUACUAAACUGUAAACCUGUAACUUCCGCUGUAACGCCGGGCUGUCGAUCAGAUACAGUCAAUGAUCAUGUUCAACAAUCUCUGAACAUCGAAUUGCUCAGCAACUGACCGUAAUCGUCUUCUUGUUUUUCCCGAGCACAGUCAAUGUGCUUCCCCGAUUUGCUCAUCAUCAUCGCUGAUCCCCUCCCUUCCAUCAAGUGUUCGGGUAAUCACACGCACACGAUGAAUAGUGAAAGGAGAUAAGUCGGCGCGCAUGUUUUUUGUUUUGAUGCGUAUCAACGAGAAUGCACAAAUGAUCUAUGAGCAGGUAGCAAAUACAAGUUUACAGCGUGUUCGCCCUGCCGCUCGAGAAGAAGGCCGACAUUUCGCAGUUCACGUCGGCCAUCAACGGCGCCGGACGCCUUCGGUACGGAAAACGAUCGGAUCCGGCCAUCUGGGAGGAGAAGUAAGUGUGCAUGACAGAGUGUGAAGCUUUCGAUUCCUUUUGUACCGCCGAUCCUAAGCUUGUGAGGCUGUAACUCAUGGAAGUUCGCAUAGAAAUGCUUCUGCGAGUUACUGUAACUAAAACCUUAGGAGCAGCGCUACAAAAACAGUACAAUGUACGUACCGGCUUCUCGAUUCUAGGCGCUGGUUCAAACCGCUUCCUUUUCUGAACUAUUUCCCUGCUUUCGACCGCAAAUAUAGGUAUAAACGCAUGGCAUGCACCUGAACUUUCGCUCAGUUCGUCGCAGAAUAUUUCUUUUCAAAAGAGCAAUAUGUUAACCGGAAGUCGAAUGCAUAGUUGAGACCCCGAUCUCUCACGUCAUCACUAUGUUUCCUGUUCCGAGAACUCUCUUUUCCCUCCCCUCGCGUAAUGUGCAUUCUUUUCAGCGCGCCGUCGUCCGUCGAGGAGUACGUCUAUCCGGAAGGCCGUUAUCCGUACGCUCUGUGAGUGGUGAUAAUAUGAAACGGAUUGGGAAAUUUUGGGGAGAGAUCGGACAGGUGGAAGAGAAACUCAUUAGAAACUAGUGCAUGGGUGAUUAAGAAUAGAACACACACGGGCGCCGCUGCGGUAGCAAUUCACCUGCAGUUCGGUGAAAGCACCUACAUUUCGGGUGUUUUCAGAAUCAAACGUGCGUUCAACACCGACUCACUGGUCGCUUCGCUCAACGCUGCCGAGAGAUUACGGUAAGAUUACUCUCAUACUUUUUCCAAUCGCUCUUCUUUUUUGUCAGCUUUGGCCGCAAGUGA